This is a messenger RNA of Manis pentadactyla (Chinese pangolin), 471 nucleotides long. It is a transcript of the gene NDUFA2, whose product is annotated as NADH:ubiquinone oxidoreductase subunit A2. The record is from RefSeq and is a predicted model, not a curated record. Lineage: Eukaryota; Metazoa; Chordata; Mammalia; Pholidota; Manidae.
CAACUGGAUGAUUUAACCGGAAGCCCUAAGGCGGGGCGUUGGGCCUUAGCUGACAUGGCAGCGGCUGCAGCUGUAAAUCGAGGGAUCCGGGCCAAGCUGGGCCUGCGUGAGAUUCGCGUACAUUUAUGCCAGCGCUCGCCAGGCAGCCAAGGCGUCAGGGACUUCAUCGAGAAACGCUAUGUGGAGCUGAAGAAGGCGAACCCCGACCUGCCCAUCCUCAUCCGCGAGUGCUCAGAUGUGCAGCCCAAGCUUUGGGCCCGCUACGCAUUUGGCCAAGAGAAGAAUGUCUCCUUGAACAACUUCAGUGUUGAUCAGGUAACCAGAGCCCUGGAGAAUGUGAUAAGUGGCAAGCCUGAAGCCUCCAGUGAGGAUUAAGAGCACCAGACCCACAGCCUGGGCUCUACUGAACUGAGUACGAUGUGGGAAAACAUAUUCUUCUGUUCUUUAUAAAGCUUGUGCUGAAAAAUGCCA